AUGGCGACCGGGUCCGGUUGGCAGCAGUACUACUGCCCCGCCGGUCAGGGGAAAUUUACCUCAUCCGCGGCUUCCAGCGGAUCCUUUCAGUCCGGCAUCGCCAUGGAAUAUACCCAAGACCUGCACCUGAAGAUGAGCAAGAAAAUUGCACAGCUAACCAAGGUCAUCUAUGCACUGAACACGAAAAACGACGAGCACGAGGCGGCCAUCGCCACCCUGAAGGAGGCGCACGAGGAGGAGGUGCAGCAGAUCCUGUCUGAGACCAGAGAGAAGAUCCUGCAGUACAAGAGCAAGAUCAGCGACGAGAUGGACCUGAAGAGGCGGAUCCAGUCGCUGGAGGAGUCCAUGGAGCUGCACGAGCGCAUGAAGAGGCAGGCGCUGGCCGAGUUCGAGAGCUACCGGCAGAGAGUGGAGGACAUGCAGCUCUGCACCGAGGCUCAGCACACGCAGCGCGUGGUGUCGAUGUCCCGGGAGGUGGAGGAGAUGCGGCGCUCCUUCGAGGAGAAGCUGCGCACCUUCGGCCAGGCGCAGGCCCAGUUCGAGCAGGAGAAGCGGGCGGCCCUGGAGGAGCUGAAGGCCCAGCACCGGCAGGAGGUCCAGGAGCUGCUGCUCAGCCACCAGAGCCAGAACGCCAACUACAGCAAGGACCAGGAGAAGCUGGGCCAGCUGCACAAGGCCGAGGUGGAGUCCCUGACGGAGCGGGUGGAGGAGCUCAAGCAGGACAAGAAGCGGCUGGUGGAGGAGUACGAGGCCAAACUCAGCAAGGCCCAGGCGUUUUACGAGCGCGAGCUGGAGGCGAUGAAGAGAACGCAGCAGCUGACGGCCGACAACCUGUUGGCAUGGAAACGCACGGAGGCGGAGCUGCGGCGCGAGUUCCAGACGCAGGAGGCCGCGCUGCAGAAGACGCUGGGGAAGCUGCGCGCCGAGCUGGCCCGCGUCACCGAGGAGGCCCGGGAGAACCGGGAGAGGUCCCACAAGCUGCAGGCCUCGCUCACCACCGCCGAGGGCAGCGUCAAGGAUUUAAACCGGCAGCUGGACGAGGUGACGCAGAACUCGGAGAUCGUGGAAAUCCGGCAGAAGGAGGCGGAGUGCGAGCUGGAGGCGGCGCGAGACCGAGUCCAGCAGCAGGCCACCGAGAUCCUGCUCAAAGCCAGUCAGAUUAGCAGCCUGCAGGCCACCCAGAUGACCCAGGAGGCGGCCAUCAGGGACCUGGACAACGAGCGCAGCCGCCUGAAGGACAAAGUGGGGCGAAUGGAGGAGGAGCGGGAGGCCCUGCAGAGCCAGAGCCAGGCGCUGGACGACAGGCAGAGGCAGCAGAUCCAGUGCCUGGAGAAGACUAUAUCAGGAUACCUCUAA
This is a messenger RNA of Menidia menidia (Atlantic silverside), 1356 nucleotides long. Lineage: Eukaryota; Metazoa; Chordata; Actinopteri; Atheriniformes; Atherinopsidae. The record is from the annotation of a GenBank genome assembly.